CUCCAGACGGCCGUCCAGCCUCCACUGAUCCGGAGCGGCAGAUCCGCGCUCUCCGUCCCCGCUGGCUGACAGGCUCGGCCGGGAUCCUCUUCAUCACCGACCGCUCUGCGGGAUCCGCUCGGUCCGGACCCUGGACGGUAACGGACCAAAGGUUCAGACAGGAAAAAGAUGAUGAGCUGACCUCGCAGCUGCAGCCAUGGCCGACCCGUGGACCACGCUCGUGGUCGUCUUCCAGCUCUGGAUCUUCACGGUUCUGUUCCUCAUCAUGCUGCCCGCCAUGUUCGGCCUGUCCCUGGGCGUCACAGGCGUCUACAUCCAGAUCCUGGUCCGGAUCCUCGAGUGGGCAACAAUCCGUAUCCAGCGAGGACGGCAGGAGCAGUCCCACAUACCUGUCCCUCUGCCCACAGGGAUCAUUGAUCGGGAGAGCGGCUCAAUGGAGGAAGAGAUGGUGCAGCGACGACGCACUCAGUCCCUGGCGAAGGGGGAGUUUGAUCCGAGCGACGUAAUGUAUUUCUACAAAAAGGGCUUGGAGAGCAUCGUGGACGACGAGGUGACGCAAUGCUUCUCCUCCGAGGAGCUGGCCUCCUGGAACCUCCUGACUCGCACCAACCAGAACUUCCGCUACAUCAGCCUCCGCCUCACCAUCAUCUGGGGCAUGGGCGUCCUUGUGCGAUACUGCAUCCUCUUCCCUCUCAGGAUUACUCUGGCCCUCAUCGGCCUCUCGUGGCUCGUCAUCGGCACUUCACUGGUCGGAUUUCUGCCGGAAAGCAGUGUGAAGAUCUGGCUGAGCGAGUUGGUCCACCUGACCUGCUACAGGAUCUGUGCCCGAGGACUCUCCGCCACCAUCCACUACCACAACAAAGAGAACCGACCCAAGAAAGGAGGAAUCUGCGUCGCGAAUCACACCACGCCGAUCGACGUGGUGAUUCUGGCCAACGAUGGUUGCUAUGCCAUGGUGGGACAGAUUCACGGAGGCCUGCUGGGGGUCAUUCAGCGGUCCAUGGUGAGAUCCUGCCCCCACAUUUGGUUUGAACGGUUGGAGAUGAAAGACCGGCAUGCUGUGACCAGCAGGCUGAGAGCUCACGUCGCAGCAAGGACUAAACUUCCCAUCCUCAUAUUUCCUGAAGGAACCUGCAUCAACAACACGUCGGUCAUGAUGUUCAAGAAGGGAAGCUUUGAAAUCGGAGGGACGAUUUAUCCAGUUGCUAUUAAGUAUGACCCCCGGUUCGGUGAUGCUUUCUGGAACAGCAGCAAGUUCAACAUGGUCAGCUACCUGCUGCGUAUGAUGACCAGCUGGGCCAUCGUUGUCAACGUAUGGUAUCUCCCUCCCAUGACCUUACAGGAUGACGAGGACGCAGCACACUUUGCCAACAGAGUGAAAUCUGCCAUCGCUCAUCAGGGAGGGCUGCUGGACCUUGCAUGGGACGGAGGGCUGAAGAGAGGAAAGGUGAAGGACUCCUUUAAGGAGGAGCAACAGAAGAUGUACAGCAGCAUCGUGGUGGGGCAGAAUGACAUGGAACCACCAGGAACACAUGGCGAGAACAUCAAGGAUCAAUAAUUCAGGACACAAUCAGUCGCCAAGUUCAUCCUCCUUCCUGCCAUGUGUUGGAAAGCUAGAGACCUUGGAAAUGUCAGAGCUGAAGCCGAUGUUUCUGGAACCAGUUCUUUACUCAAUUUACACUUUUCUAUGAAAUUCAACAAACUCAAAUGAAAUCAGUAUUUUUUAGGAAAGGAGCGUGUAGGAGCGUGAGUCCACCAGCAGGGGGCAGUGUGUGACAACAUACUCACCCUGGCUCUCUCCUCAUCCUCCUCAUCAUCGGUCAGGACUGAUGUGUCCUCAGGCUGCAGUCCCAACUCCACUCUGUCGUCAUGGCGCUGGCUGUCAUCGGGACGUUUGUGAACCAAACACGAGGAAGGAAACAAACUCAAACCCACAAACGCCUCAGAUCCCAGCAGGCUUGCUCACCGAGCCCAAACCAAGGACUUUCUUUUGGUUUAUGAGGACUUUCUCCAUGUUUUUGUUGAUGCAGGUCUGAAAAAGGUCUAAUAUCCAAGUAAUGAGUGUGAUCCAAGUGUAACAGCUGUGAAGCAAAAGUAGCUGCAUCACCUCGGUAGUGUGUCAGUCAGUAGUUACUGCAAUCGAGUUGUUAACGGCCACGAGGAGAGCUAAAACAACCAGCUGCUGCAACUUUCACGGUUUCAGAUGUUCACUGGACAAGUAGCAUAGGAAUAUUUGUAGUUAAAAAGCUUCUGGCCUAAUCAGUCUGAGAAGGUGAAACCAGCUUCAGGCCGCAGGGCAGUCUCCUGUCAGAGAGCUGCAGGACGCCUGGAAUAAAGCAGCAAGAGAGCCGUGGAAGCAGAGCAAAGGAAGAUACAUGAAGAGGAAAACAUUAUC
Cololabis saira (Pacific saury) is the source of this 2395-nucleotide messenger RNA. RefSeq names its product glycerol-3-phosphate acyltransferase 3 (gene gpat3). Lineage: Eukaryota; Metazoa; Chordata; Actinopteri; Beloniformes; Belonidae. Gene Ontology annotation, biological process: triglyceride biosynthetic process. The record is from RefSeq and is a predicted model, not a curated record. The transcript has 13 exons. Gene Ontology annotation, cellular component: endoplasmic reticulum. Gene Ontology annotation, molecular function: glycerol-3-phosphate O-acyltransferase activity. Bases 197 to 1558 code for a protein of 453 amino acids.